Molecule: messenger RNA, 216 nt
Organism: Trichoderma reesei QM6a
Lineage: Eukaryota; Fungi; Ascomycota; Sordariomycetes; Hypocreales; Hypocreaceae
Exons: 2
Coding region: 1-216 (71 amino acids)
Molecular function (GO): zinc ion binding
Source: RefSeq, a predicted model, not a curated record
AUGCCCAAGAAGCUUCGCUGCAACGCCAAGGAGUGCCGAGAGCCUGCUCAGCGCAUCGUCGGCGACUGCACCUUUUGCAACGGCCACUUCUGCGGGAAGCACCGCCUGUUGGAGGACCACAAGUGCAGCGGCCUGGAAGACUGCAAGAAGCAGUCCCACGCGCGCAACGCUGCCCAGCUGGAGGCCGAGCGGACCCAGGUCAUCCGCGGCGUCUAA